AGGCAAUCUUUUCGUCGAAAAUGGGUGCAGUUGUCCGGUACGCUGGGUCGCUUUUCUUUGCCGCGUGGACUGGAGGCUUGGCUCCAACGUUUCGGUCGCGUGGCGGGGCAUAGGCGGCGUCGCGAAUAUGGGCGUAGGGGUGUUCAGGUGAGUUCUCUUUUGUGGGCCGUGUCAUGAUACUGGGCGGAACGGCAGGGGCAAUGGGAGGCGCUGGAGGCGUUGGAGGCGGUACCGACGCGCGUACCGGUUGUUCUGGUUCCUCGACCGAUUCUCCGGAUGCGCCGGCGGCAAGAGCGCGUCGUGCCUGGGCGCGCGUGCGGAUUGCAAAGAUCUCCUUCUCCAGACUCGCAAGGCGCUCUUCUUCGGACAGGACGAAUUUGGCAGCGGGAUUGGACUGGGAAGACGCAGGAUACGACGACGACAGUUUGUGCCAUUCCUUGAUACGGGCUCUGAGAUUGACACCGGGGAUUCUGCGGGGAACAAACGCGCCGUGGGCAGCGGCUGAUGUAAUGGUCACCACCACAAUAAACGCACUGAUCACCUUCUCGUCGGGGUGCCGAUGGGCUGGCUGGCAACGGGCUCGCAUAUGGACGACUUGGCUGCUGCUGCUGCGCUAGCAAGACCUUCAUUAGACCAUUCAUGGUCUCCAGC
Mycena citricolor is the source of this 651-nucleotide messenger RNA. NCBI's taxonomy places the organism in Eukaryota, Fungi, Basidiomycota, Agaricomycetes, Agaricales, Mycenaceae. The record is from the annotation of a GenBank genome assembly.